AUGGCCGCUAGCCCCGCGCCUCCGCCAAUGGCGGCACCCGCUCCAGGCACCGUCGCCCGCCCCCAGCGGAGCCCAUCACCGCCGCCCGGCAACCUGGAAUCCGGCGAGCGGUUCCCCCAAUUUUGUUUACUCGCCUCGGGCUCUGAUAGCUCGCCGCCGGGGGCCCAAUGCCACUGCCCUGGCUGCUGCGCCAGCGCCCAGACUGCCGUCCAGAUUCUCAACACCACCACCACGUGCAACGACGACGGCGACGUCUCUCCUCCAUACUCGUACUCAUUCGCCAACAACCCCAGGCACUCGUACGCUUCCGACUGCAGCUCCUCGACGUCGCGCACGCAGCAAUCCAGACCGUCCCGCUCGCCCACCCAGUCGAGCGUUUCCACAUCCGCCACCAGCGUCUUUGAUCAAGACGGCCCGGGAGACCACCAGCCCGCGCCCCCGAGCCGUCGUCGGCAGGCCGCCCCCACCAACCGCAGCAGACGAGACAAAGAGCUGCUGCAUGCAGCGCGCCAGCAGCGGUCAGGAAGCAACAGGCAGCCGCCGCCGCCGUUGGGCCCCGACAAGACAAGGGAUACCGCGAGAGCGCCCUGGCUGCGUCACAGAGGCUCCAGCGGGAGCGCCAACGCCGCCCAUCGCAGAACCAGCAACAACGGCAACGGCAACCCCAUCGACGACGCCCGAGCCGCCCUCGAGCCGCCGCAUGAUCAGGGUCUUGCGAGGAUGACGUUUACCGAGCAGCAGCGCUGGAUCACCGUCCAGCAAAAGACGUUUACGAAAUGGCUCAAUACCAAGAUUGACGCUCGGGAUCUCGAGGUCAAGGACUUGGUCAGCGACCUCAGCGAUGGUGUGAUACUUAUCCAUCUGCUCGAAUGCCUCUCCAACGAGUCCCUCGGCCGUUAUGCCUCGAAACCGAAGCUUCGUGUGCAAAAAUUCGAAAAUGCCAACCUGGCUCUGGACUUUAUCAAGUCCAGGGGUAUUCAGAUGACGAAUAUCGGUGCCGAGGAUGUCGUCGACGGCAACCGCAAGAUUGUCCUCGGCUUGAUAUGGACACUGAUUCUUCGCUUCACCAUUAGCGACAUCAACGAGGAGGGCAUGUCGGCCAAGGAGGGCCUGCUGCUCUGGUGUCAGCGAAAGACGGCAUGCUACGACGAGGUCGAGGUGCGAGACUUUAGCGGUAGUUGGAACGAUGGCCUGGCGUUUUGUGCCCUCCUCGACAUCCACAGACCUGACCUCAUCGACUUUGAUGCCCUCGACAAGUCGGACCACCGCGGCAACAUGCAGCUCGCCUUUGACAUUGCCCACGAAGAAAUUGGUAUCCCCAAACUGCUCGAUGUUGAAGACGUGUGCGACGUUCCCAAGCCUGACGAGCGAAGUCUCAUGACCUAUAUAGCAUACUGGUUCCAUGCCUUUUCUCAGAUGGAAAAGGUCGAGAAUGCCGGCCGCCGCGUCGAAAAGUUCGUCAACAACAUGCAAGGCGCCUGGGAGAUGCAGAGCGCUUACGAGCGGCGCAUGCGUCAGCUCCUCAAGACGCUCAGCAACCAGGUCGAGCAGUGGCAAGGCGCCAAGUUUGAGGGCACGUACGCCGACGCCAAGGCGCAGGCCACCGAGUUCGCUGCGUACAAGCGCGGCCUCAAACGAGAGUGGGUGGCAGAGAAGAGCGACCUGGCGACGCUGUUGGGCAAUAUCAAGACCAAGCUGGGAACGUAUCGACUCCGCCCGUACGAGCCACCGGCCGAACUGCGGUUGGAAGUGCUGGAGCAGGCCUGGGCGACGCUGGCCAAGGCCGAGAUGACGCGGGCGCAGCUGAUAAACGAGACAAUUCGAGACAUCAAAAACGCCCUGCGCAAAUCCUUUGCGGACAAAGUCAACGACUUCGCCAUGGCCCUCAACACGAUGCAGCUGGCCAUAUCGGGGCUGGACGGCGAUGUCGAGGACCAGUUGCAUCAUGUCAGGAAGUUGAGCGACAACCUCGCCCCGCUAGAUCGGUACCUGGAGACCAUCGCGGCCGUAGACGCCAAGUGCGCCGAGGCCAACAUCGAGGAGAACGACUUCACGACGUACACGUAUGACGAGCUGUCGUACGAACUGAGCCUCGUCAAGUCGUCAGUUCAGAAGAAGCUAUCGUUCCUGGAGAACCAGAUGGUGGCGCGCAACAUGACGAACCUGACGCCGAUCCAGCUCGAGGAGUUUGAAAGCGUGUUCCGGCACUUUGACCGCGACGACACCAACUCGCUGCAGGAGCUCGAAUUCAGCGCAGCGCUGGCAUCCCUGGGGCUGGUAUUUUCAGAAGACGAGAUGCACGACUACUUUGUGGAGACGUCCAACGGGCGCGACUACGUGACCUUUGAGCAGUUCAUCCGGUUCAUGGUGGAUGUGACUGAGGACCAGAACACGGCGGAGCAGGUGUUCCAGUCGUUCCGGGAGGUGGCCGAUGGCAAGCCGUACGUGACGGAGAUGGACCUACGACACAGCUUGGUGCCGGACGAGGUGAUUGAUCAGCUAGUGGAGAUGAUGCCGCCGCACAAGGGACCAGAUAUGUCGGGCGACCGGGGCCAACCGCAGUACGACUACAUCUCGUUCAUGGAGAAACUUAUCAACGACGAGCGGGCGGCCGCGGCGGCGGCAGACGUGCCGAGCGGCGUGCUCCAGGACAGGACCAACGUUGGCGACGCAAACCCGCGACGGGGCGCCAAGACGAACGGCAUGGACGGAUGA
Purpureocillium lilacinum is the source of this 2715-nucleotide messenger RNA. RefSeq lists its product as uncharacterized. Gene Ontology annotation, cellular component: actin filament bundle; actomyosin contractile ring; cell projection. NCBI's taxonomy places the organism in Eukaryota, Fungi, Ascomycota, Sordariomycetes, Hypocreales, Ophiocordycipitaceae. The record is from RefSeq and is a predicted model, not a curated record. Gene Ontology annotation, biological process: actin cytoskeleton organization; actin filament bundle assembly. Gene Ontology annotation, molecular function: actin lateral binding; calcium ion binding.